Molecule: messenger RNA, 874 nt
Organism: Morone saxatilis (striped sea-bass)
Lineage: Eukaryota; Metazoa; Chordata; Actinopteri; Moronidae
Product: protein FAM180A-like
Exons: 3
Coding region: 80-586 (168 amino acids)
Source: RefSeq, a predicted model, not a curated record
GGAACCCUGGGUGCUAACAGGCAGAGAAGUACACAGUAGUAGGAGUUCCAUGUGACAUUGUAAGAGUGAUCAGCCCGCUAUGCUGCCCUGCAGAUUGGUCAUUGUUGGUCUUUUGUACUGCUGCAUCAAACCAGGUGUCGCACGACAUGGGACUAAAGCCCUAUUCCCAGCUGCAAGUAGAAUAAAACGAGGGGUGGCAAAUUUGGUGAACCCCACCUUCCACAAAUCCUUUGAUGAUGUUCAUCUGUUAUUUGAGAUCCUGCUGGCUGGCAUACACUUUGAGGGCAGUGGAGAGAUUUCAGUCCAAGAUGCUGAGCUGGCUUCCCUCCGCAAGACAAAAAACCUGGAAGUCAUCUGUGAGGAGAUCAUUCCCAGGAAGCUAACAGACAUAUUUAGGCUCAUCUCUGACCUUUCAGAUCAUAUUGGUCACCUUCAUCAGGACGAUUUUGAACGCAUCCUGUUGACCUUGGUAUACACUACCCAGCAGAUGGUCAAUUCAACUACUGAACACCAACGGUCUGUGUGGGAAGAGUCUUUUGUUAGUUUGUACAAAGCCAUCAAGCAGGAUCUGACAGGGACAACUUAAACCGAUAUUGGUGUUGAUACACAGUGGCCCCAUGUUUACUAUGCGCACAAGAAAAACCUUUUUUGAAAAAUAUCCUUUGAGUUCAGUGGCUAGUCCUGAUUUGUGCAUUGAGGAAGGUUUUGUACGCUGGCAUAUAUUGAUAUGAGAAGCCUGAGAGAAAAGUCCUGACACAAAUAGGUAAAGUGCAUGACCUGAUAAUGACACAACUAUUCAAAUAUUGACUGUCAUAGCAAAGUUCACUAUCAUCUAGUUGUGAUCACAUUAAAUCAAAGAAAACAAAUAAAACAA